Messenger RNA from Camelina sativa (false flax), 1607 nucleotides. RefSeq names its product mediator of RNA polymerase II transcription subunit 15a-like. The record is from RefSeq and is a predicted model, not a curated record. NCBI's taxonomy places the organism in Eukaryota, Viridiplantae, Streptophyta, Magnoliopsida, Brassicales, Brassicaceae. Gene Ontology annotation, molecular function: transcription coactivator activity; chromatin DNA binding.
CUCUUCUCGAUCUUGACUUUGUCCUUCUCAAGCUGUGUGACUUCUUUCUCUUCUUACUUACUCUUCUUCACCUUUCUUACUAAUUUAGUUAUUAAUAAAAGUGUGAAUUCCAACAAUAAUAUGUUUUGUUUUGGUUCCUUAUUGAACUCGACCAGUAGUAAUCUCCUCCGCAUCAACAAAGAUCAGAUCAGUUUGAGAGUAAUGAUGCAGCGGUAUGAAACAACUCGUAUCUGUUUCAAAGAGCAAUUUCUCAUCUAUAUUGUACUGAGCUAAUGAGCUUGGAGAGUAGAUGUGUGUCUUUUAUCUGUUGUGAGAAUUAUAGUUCCCUGAUGCAGAACAAGUGUUCGACGAAAUGCCUGAGAGAACCAUGAACACUUUUGCAACACAGUCGGCUGUGAGCUUCCUUACGUCACCGCCCCAUAUGUAAACGCAAGCAAAAUCUUUUGGCGAGCCCGUUCCGUUGGAGAGGACACGUGUCUCUUCGCUACCGGCCCUGUCAUUUUAAACGGAGUGUAUAAUCAAGAAAACGCGAAGAUGACCUCAAAACAAAAACAAAGAAACGAGAUUUUCCAGAUCAAAAUCAUUCGCUUUCGCUUAAAGAUACAAUGGGGAAUGAAAAUGAAGAAGAAUGGCGAGAGGAGCUUACUAGUCCUGAUGGAAAUACUGAGCUGCCUAUAGAACGCCUUAUUAGAGCCGUGAAGUCCAUCUCGCCACAAGCACUUUCUUCUGCAGUAACUGACAUUGGAUCGGUUGUAAGCAUGGUUGAUACGAUAGCUGGUUCAGCCCCAGGAAGUGUUGGUGAUAGCUACAAGCAGUUUGCUGAUUUGGUAGGUAUGGAAUCUACUGUGACUUGUGGUGGAAAUAAGGCAAGAACUGAGAUCCAGCAUGCCCUUUUGGAGGAAAUUAAGGAAAUAAAUCAGCGGCUGUUAGAUACAGUCGUUGAGAUUAGUGAUGAUGAAGAUGCUGCUGAUCCUAGUGAGAAAGUAACAUCAAGCAAAGAGUGUGAAGGAACAACAAUUAGAUUCUCGUUUAUAGCUGUUUCCCUCAGCCCAGGUUUGAAGGCUCAUCUCUCAUCAAAACAAAUGUUUCCUAUUCGACCACUGCGUUUGCUGGUUCCUUGUAGCUACCCCAACGUCUCUCCAUCUAUUCUGGACAUACUCCCGGUUGAAACCAGCAAAGAGAACGAGGACCUCUCGUCCAAAGCUAUGGCAAGGUUCAACAUAUUGCUAAGAAGUUUGUCACAGCCAAUGUCGCUCAAAGACAUAGCCAAGACAUGGGACGCUUGUGCUCGGGCAGUGAUUUGUGAGUACGCACAGCAAUUUGGUGGUGGAACUUUCAGCUCAAAAUACGGAACUUGGGAGAAACAUGUAGCCGCUUCCUGAAUCUGAUGGAAGUCCUUAAUGGUAGCUCUGCUAUUCGUUUUACUGUUUCAUAUCAGAAAACCAAAAAAGGCUUUAGUAUAAGGUUUGUAUGCUCUCUAGUGUAGACAGUGUGUAGUGAAAAUAUAAUCAAACAAAUCCUUGUGAAUGUAGUGGAUAUAUAUAGGAAUCUGCCAGUAAUUGUUGUUCCAUUUGUAAUGUGCUUCUUUUGAAAUUGAACACUCACCU